This is a messenger RNA of Xyrauchen texanus (razorback sucker), 2199 nucleotides long. RefSeq lists its product as uncharacterized. The transcript is spliced from 7 exons. The record is from RefSeq and is a predicted model, not a curated record. Bases 118 to 1077 code for a protein of 319 amino acids. Lineage: Eukaryota; Metazoa; Chordata; Actinopteri; Cypriniformes; Catostomidae.
UUUUAAGUUGCAAGUAACUUCCUAAUUCAUGAGUCUGAAUCCUCGAUGAUCUGCUGCACCGAUGGGUCGCUGUAUUUUCAUCGCUGUGUGGAUUUUUCAUGUGAUUGAACACAAAUUAUGAUUUUUAGAAGAAUAUUUCGGCUCUGUUGGUCCACAAUGCAAGUGAAUGAUGAUGAGGCCCUUAACUGCGGUGUGUUUGAUGUUGAAGAAAUGAAGACGUCAGUGAUGGAGGGAGAUUCUCUGACUUUACACACUGCUGUUACUGGAUUACACAAUGACAAAUCCAAUUUUAUUAAAUUGUAUUUUAAUCUCAGUCUCAUAGCUCUAAUCAAUGGAGAUCUCAGUGUGUUGUGUACAGAUGUGAAGUGUGCAGGUGGUUAUAAUGAGAGAUUCAGAGACAGACUGAAGAUGAACAAUCAGACUGGAUCUCUCACCAUCAAGAACAUCAGAAUUACAGACUCUGGAGAUUAUCUACUACAUACCAUCAUCAACAACAUCAUUAAUGAGAAGACAUUCACUGUUACUGUCAAACCUGGAGUGUCUGGUGCUGAAAUGAAGAUAAAGUCGGUGAUUGAAGGAGAUUCUGUCACUCUACACACUGAUGAUACUGUAAAACAGGGAGAUGUUGUGAUGACGUGGUAUUUCAAUGACACUCGUAUAGCUGAAAUGAAUGAAGAUCCCAGUAAGAGCUGUACAGAUGUGACGUGUGAUGAAGGUGCUGAGAGAUUCAGAGACAGACUGAAGAUUGACCAUCAGACUGGAGAUCUCACUAUCACAAACACCAGAACUACAGACUCUGGACUUUAUCAACUAGAGAUCAGCAGCAGUAUCAGCAGCAGCUUCAGCGUAAAGAGCUUCAGUGUUAAUGUCAGCGUAUCAGACAUAAAAACUCCAGAUUCAGGUCGGUCUUCUGGUGCUGUAGCAGGAAUAUGUGUUGCUGUUGUUCUGGUUGUCGCUGUAGUUGAUGCUGGUGUGAUUUACUAUCACUCAAAACAUGGAAUAAUUGAUAUGGAGACGCAGCACAAUGUUCAGGAGGAUGAAAGAGAGAGGACAGGAAGAGAGAGAGGAUGCAACUGAAUGACUCGACAACAGUUUGUGCAUCAGAUGCAUCAUAAAGUGUCAUUCAUUAAUGAUGAGUUACAUAAGUGGCGUGUGUAAGAAGGGGGCAUGAUGUGUGUUACAUAAGUGGAGUGUGUGUGUAACAAGGGGGCAUGAUGGGGGUAUUUGUAAAUAUACUGUAGAUAUCGAUCGGGAAUUCCUGCUGCUGUUCCGGUAUAACGCUGCUCUGAUCGAGGAUCAGUUUCCCCAACUCAAAUCCAAACCUCACUUACUAUUGAGAAAGGGAAAUCUGACUCGAGAUCUUUCUCAGAAUUUUGCUGCUUUUGGAAAGACUUGAUGCUUAAUAGACAAAUUAUUCAGUUUUACUGACAUGAAACAAGAAUCUCAAACACACUUUCUCUAGUCUUGAGUUGAUUAAUUCAGAAUACUGAAACUUUCUGAACAGUGAUGAAUGUGUUUCAUCAGAUCAUCUGAAGCGCUUCUCAAACAUUUCAGUUCCAACAUUUGAUCAAAUAAGAAGCAAAUAAAUGUUCCCUUUAAUCUUUUAUUUCACUAAAGCAACACACACGUGCCACAAUGAGUAAAAUCAAUGUGCCUGAAGUUAAUAUAAAAAUACAAAUCAAAACCCUCAUCUAUGCAUGUCAUUAUAUUAAUGAUAUUUAUACUGUAGUUAAUAUAAAAAGACAACCAAAACCCUCAUCUAUGCAUGUCAUUAUAUUAAUAACAAAAUAAUUAAUUACACAUAAAAGAUAAAUUAGUUUGAGCAAUUUUAUGAAAACUGAAUCUAGUGUUUGAGAGUCGAGCAGGCCAGUUUAAAUCUGCACAUGAGAUAUCAGCACUCCACAAUCCUGAAGCAAUAAUGUACACUCACCUAAAGGAUUAUUAGGAACACCUGUUCAAUUUCUCAUUAAUGCAAUUAUCUAAUCAACCAAUCACAUGGCAGUUGCUUCAAUGCAUUUAGGGGUGUGGUCCUGGUCAAGACAAUCUCCUGAACUCCAAACUGAAUGUUAGAAUGGGAAAGAAAGGUGAUUUAAGCAAUUUUGAGCGUGGCAUGGUUGGUGGUGCCAGACGGGCCGGUCUGAGUAUUUCACAAUCUGCUCAGUUACUGGGAUUUUCACGCACAACCAUUUCUAGGGUUUA